This is a messenger RNA of Pimephales promelas (fathead minnow), 2233 nucleotides long. RefSeq names its product fibroblast growth factor 13b (gene fgf13b). Lineage: Eukaryota; Metazoa; Chordata; Actinopteri; Cypriniformes; Leuciscidae. The record is from RefSeq and is a predicted model, not a curated record. Gene Ontology annotation, molecular function: growth factor activity.
AUAGUUGCGUAGCGAGGGUGAUACACCGCCAUGUGGUCUGAUUGAUGUGUCAAAGCACAUCGUGAGCGCACGAAUUGUAAUCUUGCAGACUGGAAACUGACCGUCACUAAAACAGCUUGGGAAGUGUCUUUCACGUCUUAAUUUUGUCUGAAAACUGUUGUGACAGUUUUUUACGCCUUGCUUUGCUGCCUUCUUUUGUCAUAAGGAACAAAGCGUUAUGCACGCCUGCCAGAGAAAAUAAUAACGACCGGAAAACGGAGGGGUUGGCCAUUGUUUAAUAGAAGAGCCAGUUUUAAAUGAUCGGACCGAUUUGGUAUCAUCUGGAAUUCUUCAUCAAAACUGGGAUCUAUGAGCGGGAAAGCAUUACUAAAGACGAAAGAAGAUAAGGAUGCAAACAAGGAGCCUCAGCUCAAGGGGAUAGUCACCAAGCUCUACAGUCGACAAGGCUUUCAUCUACAACUCCAAGCUGAUGGGACCAUCAAUGGUACAAAGGAGGAAGAUAAUAGCUAUGCUAUUUUCAACCUCAUCCCUGUUGGGCUGCGGGUGGUGGCUAUACAGGGCGUUCAGACCAAGCUCUACCUGGCCAUGAACAACGAGGGCUACCUGUACACCUCUGAGCACUUCACGCCUGAGUGCAAAUUCAAAGAGUCAGUGUUUGAGAACUAUUACGUGACCUACUCGUCAAUGAUCUAUCGGCAGCAGCAGUCGGGCCGAGGCUGGUACCUGGGUCUCAACAAAGAGGGUCAAGUCAUGAAGGGCAACCAUGUAAAGAAGACCAAGCCGGCUGCACACUUCAUCCCCAAACCUCUCAAAGUUGCUAUGUACAGAGAGCCAUCGCUCCACGAACUGACCGAGUUCUCCCGCUCCGGAAGUGGCACUCCGACGAAGAGCCGCAGCGCCUCGGCCAUGCUCAACGGCGGCAAGACUCUGAGCCAGAACGAGUCGACAUAACCUGCUGCUGUACGGCUGCUGGACUCUACCGUCAACUAAACAGCACAAACGUGUUUACAAGAGUGCGGUGAAACCCUUAGCUGGUCGCUAGCUAGUGUUUCCUGAAAUCACUGUGAUGAGAACUGAAGUGCAAACCUACAUUGUACAAUCUUCUGCAGGUCAACCUCCUGAGACAAACAAAUCAAGCCAUUUUACUGAUGUAGGGGUCAUUUGCGGUCGAUCCCCGUUUCCGUGUGUAGCAUAAAGAGCUGUGGUUCUCCCCCGUGACAUUGUCACAGAAUCUUCUAGAACACCUACUCUUGUGUUUUGCUCCAUUUCGUCUUAGGGAUGCCAACUCCAUAGAGCGGAGUCAACUGCAAUAUGACAAUAGCAGCUUGUGCGACCCAUUUAUCGGUAUAUAGAGGCAGAAAUCCCAAAGGUUUUGGACAUAUGAUGCAAGUAUUUCAGCUCAGCUUUUUUGAGGCAGCGGUUCAUUGUUGUGUGCUUUGUAGACAAGCCGGUUUGCUCCUCUCUUCUCUUUGUCUUAUCUUAUCAGCCCACCCCCCCCCACACACACACUGUUAUUCCGCAAAUAAAUAAACAGAUUUAGGGUUCGGUCUGUCUGCACACCAAAGAUGUCAUUAGUCUCUUUAUAUUGAAGUAAGUCAAUCUGUGUAAUUUCGGCUUCCUCCACUGGAGUGAGUGUCAUUUAGUUUAGAGGAAAUGUAUUCAGGAUAGAUAAAGGCUACUCGCUGUGCGUCCCCUGCUUUUUUAUCGGUUUAUGUCUUCCUUUACUUCCCUUCUAAUUUGGGAACCCAGCAUCUUGGAGAAGUGUCAAAUCAGAAAAUGUUUAAAUUAUUGAUUAACACGAUUACGUAAAAACAGGCCAGGCUUUUUUCCACUCAACAAAAAUGUCAUGAAAACCAAGCAAGAGGAAGCUUCCAUUGCUCCAACAGGGCUAAAUCAGCAUAAGGAAACAACUUGUGUAUGAAAUUUCGUUCCUAUAGUUAUUCUUUCUCGUCUUCAGUGGUCAGGCAGCAGCCCCUGGUUAUAAUUUUGAUCAAAAUCCUCUUCUGUGAUAUGUAUGUGUGUGUGUGUGAAGCAUAUUUAAUGCAUGGGGGACAAUGGACGCUGCAUGUUGUGUAGCUGUAUAUUAACUACAAUAUGGAACCAUGUGCUCUAAUGGAUACUGGAGUAAAAUACAAAUGUAUAUAAGUGCAUUUUAUCCUGCUACUGCUACGUUUAUUAUAUGUUGUACAUUUAAGAAGCUGCACUGAAUAAAAUGUUUUGUAUGUUCAGAGCA